Molecule: messenger RNA, 1489 nt
Organism: Gilbertella persicaria
Lineage: Eukaryota; Fungi; Mucoromycota; Mucoromycetes; Mucorales; Choanephoraceae
Product: cyclophilin-like domain-containing protein
Exons: 5
Coding region: 35-1489 (484 amino acids)
Biological process (GO): protein peptidyl-prolyl isomerization; protein folding
Cellular component (GO): catalytic step 2 spliceosome
Molecular function (GO): peptidyl-prolyl cis-trans isomerase activity
Source: RefSeq, a predicted model, not a curated record
AUUUUUCUAUUCUUUUUUUUACCUGUUAGACAUCAUGUCAAACAUCUAUGCACUUGAACCUCAAACAAAUGCCAAAGUUAUUUUACAUACAACUUCAGGCGAUAUAGAAAUUGAACUUUGGGGUAAAGAAGCACCCAAAGCAACACGUAACUUUAUCCAACUCUGUUUGGAAGGUUAUUACGAUGGCACCAUUUUUCAUCGUAUUGUUCCCAACUUUAUUGUUCAAGGUGGUGAUCCUACAGGCACAGGACAAGGUGGUGAAUCUAUUUAUGAAGACGAAGGAUUUCCUGAUGAAUUUCAUUCAAGACUUCGAUUCAAUCGACGUGGUCUUGUAGGCUUGGCUAAUACAGGUCAAAACGACAAUGGAUCUCAGUUCUUUAUCACACUCGAUCGAGCCGAUGAAUUGACACGUAAACACACUCUUUUUGGUCGUGUAGCAGGCGAAACCUUGUUUAAUGUGAUGAAAAUGACUGAAUUGGAAUUGGAUGAGAAUGAGAGACCAUUGUAUCCACCUCGUAUUCGAUCUGCUGAAGUUGUUUUGAAUCCAUUUGAUGAUAUUUUGCCUCGUAUCACAGCAGAAGAGAAGCGUGUGGCUAAAAUGAUGGAAAAGAAGAAAUUAGAAGCAGAACAAGCAAAGAAGAAGAAGAAAGGAUUGAAAAAACAAUUGAAUUUGUUGUCGUUUGGUGAAGAAGCAGCUGAAUUGGAACCACCUUCAACAGAAAAGACAAAGAUGAAAAGUACGUAUGAUUUCAUGGAGAAUGCAGCACCUCCGCCUAGUGAUUUAAUGCAAGAAUUAAGCCAGCCUAUCAUUGAACCACCUAAAAAAGAAGAAAAUAAACAAAGAAUGGAAGAUAAACUAAAGGAAAAAGUAAAGCAAAUGGAAGAAAAGAGAAAAAAAGAAAAAAAGAAGCAACAAGAAGAAAAGAAACUUGAACCUGUUGUACAGGAAUCCACAGAAGAUGCAAUUGAGAAACUAAAGAGAGAUAUUCGCAGUAUUUCUAAGCCUGUAGAAGAAGCACCUCCAGUGAUCCUCAAAGAAAAGAAGAAGUCAUUGGUUGCCUUAGAAAGGGAAAAAUAUGCUUCACAACAACCCAAGAAAAAGAAGACAAAAUCCAAUAAAAUAGAUGAUAGUGAUGUACUGGAUAGAUUGAUGGCUUUUACGAAAAAGUUAUCAGAUGUUGGACCUGCUUCUGAAGCACCUAAAAAAGAACAAAAGAUAUGUAAAUUACACGAUAUUCCUAACUGUGAAUCUUGCUUUGAUCCUUCUGUAUUCAAUGAUGAAAACGAAACUGACGAAGGAUGGAUUUCACAUCGUCUUGUUUUUGAUAAAGACCUGAAGGGCAAAGAUUUAAUGCAACGUAAAGAAACAGUAGAUGAUUAUGUAGUCAUUGAUCCCCGAGACAGAGAAGCACAGGCUAAACAGGAAGAAUAUGAAAGAAAGCGGUCUAUCAAGUCUAGAAAAAGAGACCGAGAAGAGAGAAGAAAAUAA